Laetiporus sulphureus 93-53 is the source of this 4931-nucleotide messenger RNA. RefSeq lists its product as uncharacterized. Lineage: Eukaryota; Fungi; Basidiomycota; Agaricomycetes; Polyporales; Laetiporaceae. The transcript has 22 exons. Bases 29 to 4699 code for a protein of 1556 amino acids. The record is from RefSeq and is a predicted model, not a curated record.
CGCCCGGAAGCGGUCCCAAAUACUCAAGAUGGCUGAUCUGGAGGCCGCAUUGGACGUUACGAGAAAGGCCAUUUCUAGAUCUCAUACGAAAGGCAAGCAACAACACGCGAACACCGUGGAGCAAGUUGCAUCUCAUUUGAUCCUACUCAAAUCGAGCACGUUGUCCUCAGCAGCCAUAAAGAAACUUGUGCAACUCUUCCGUCGACCAUUAGUGCCGCUAUACUCUGCAUUUCCUCUCCCAUCUCUCCAGCUCUCUGGGGCGAUUUUCCACAAGAUUUAUCACGAAAAGUUCUUGGCCGCCCUCGGACAGCAGGCACAUGAGCAGAAAACGCAUGCGGAGAACAUAUUGAAUUCUUUACUUUCCGGUGUUCUGGAUUUUCUUGAUGAGAGUGAGACCGGCUCGUCAACAGAGAAGAGCAAGAGAGUCAAGGCGAAAGAUGCUAUCGGCACGGCUCUAUACCCGGCCCUUUGCGAAAUCUGCUUCUCACUCUCCGCACCUAUGAUAGGUGUAGAGCUGAGAUGUACCGCAUAUGCCCUGCUCUCCGAUUCCGCCGCUGCACACACGGCUAACCAGCAGAGGCUGCGAGAUCCGGCCCUCCUCGGAGGGGAGCGCCUCGGAAAUGCAUUCUGGAGGACCAAAGACUUCCUGCCGAUGGAGAGCCUGCUGAACAUCUUUGCUCGCAUCCUUCCUUCCACGAAAGAAGCAGGUUCCAGUCGCGCCAAGCGCUCUGCGUUCAUCCGUUCCGUCUUCGUAUGUCCGCAGCUACCUGAGACCGCCGAUGCUGGCCAGAAAGUAGCCGAGCUGCUCGAAUAUGUACCCUCCACGGAGUGGGAGGAGACGUCGAGGAGGAUUGUGGAUGUCGUUGCUGCGGCCAGCCUUGCGUUCCCACAGCCCUUCGCGGUCAACGAAGUGUAUGCGUGUGAGCAAGCCAUGCAGUGUGAUAGGCUGUAUGUAGACGACAAGACACUUGUAGCGAACGUCCUCGUAGGGGAUGACCAAUGUGAGGCGCUAGAGGUUCCUUUCUCAAGCGUGCGGAAAAUCACGAUCGAGAGCGAUAACGAGGCUGCCGGUUCCGAUACUCGAGCCGUCAUCGAAAUAAGCGAACCCCCGAGACUCGGUAAAGAAUCGGUGCUCAAGAAAGUUCGGAGAGAGGAGCACACGCAGUGGACAUUAGAGUUUAAGUUUGGCAAGACUGACCUAGCUCGGUUCACCAAGGCAUUGCAAAACAGGAAACUCGGGAAGUAUGUGAAGAAUUGCAUUCCGCCAAAGCUCUCUUUAGCGAAGUCGGCUACCGUCCUUGACUUUGAUCAUAAAGGGCAGCCGGUCAAGGAAUUGAGUCAGUCUGAGCGGAUCGAGAACGUUGAACAGUUUUAUCAUACGAACCAGAGCAGUGAUGACAUCCAUGCGACAUCAAGAGAUGACGCUGCUGCAAUCAGCAAGGAUCUUACAUUUCCCCUGCAGGACAUUUCGUCUGCAAGCGGCAAGAAGACCGUCAUGAAGGCCCUUUACGACGAUUCCACAUUGACUGGACGACCUCACAAUGCUGUUGCGCCCUCAAAAGAUAAGGCGACCGAACUGCAAACUCCUCAGUCUGCUUCUGACCACAAUGCUGAAUCCCGCGAUGUUUCUCAUGCUCCCGCUGCGCAGGCUGUAGUCUCCAAGCCUCUUUCUACAAGCCCUCGAUUGUCCAAAGAAUCAUCUUCGAAGGCCUCUGGAGCGUUGAAACGUACUGAGUCUCAGAUAAUGCGUCAUGAAGUCUUUGGUGCUAGCGACGAAGACCUAUCUGAUUUCUCUGAUAGUAAUUCUGUGACCGCUGCUCUGCAGACUGUCAGGCGAUCUCCGAGGAUCAAGAUGCAGUCAUCUAACAAGACUAUUGGAUCUGUCCGCAACCCAUCUUCGGCUUCGCGCACAUCUCAUGCUCGAUCUGCUGGUGGUAGACGGAUUAUUGAUUCUGAUGACGAGAUAUCUGCUAUUGCGCCUAUCGGAAACAUCAAGAGCAACAAGAUUCGCCGCAAAAAGAUGGCUAUUUCGCGCACGAAUGACGAUCCUGAAUGCGACCCUUCACCAACACUGGCGAAGGAGAAUCUUGUUACUCCGAUACACGGUAGCGCUCCAUCUCCUUCAGUUUUCGUGACUCCGUCAAAACCAUCUCUGGGACGUGUGCUCUCUCAAUUGGUACUCCCUAGUUCUCCGUCGUCCUCUCCCGGACAUCAAGCUGCAAGUGCUCCAGCAAGAAAACCGUCUGAAGCGGUUGUGAAUUGCGACGGCUCUGCCAUGCGCUCUACCAGAACGAACGCCGAUCGCACCUUAGAAAUGCCUGACCAUAUCUCGGAUGUCUCUGUCCCCGCUGCUGAUGUGACCCCUUCUGUUUCUCGUCUAAUCACUACCAAGAUGCCGAAGCCGGUUUCUGUGGGUGCAAUGAUACAGGACGAGCCUCCCCUUUCACCAGUUAUGGAUCAGAUGGCACGUAGCAAGACAGCUAAGAAACCGUCCCUGGCUGAUAUGAGCGAUCCAAUCUCCGAAUGCUCUUCUCCCGUCCCUGUCCCUGAGCGCAAGGUUGAACGCAAGUCGCUGAAGGCGAACCUCCGGAAGAAAGAUCAGGCGCUUCCAGAUCAAACAAAGGCUGCAUCCCAUGUCAAAGCAUCCAAGAGGAAAAGAGAUACUGCGAUUGAUGCGCAUCAUCAUCUCGAUGUUUCGAACUCUGAUCAGAUAGAACUCCAGCCUCCUCGCGGGAAACGACCCCGAAAGAGUGAUGCAGAACUCACUCCAGCGGUUCCUCCAGAGCGGACAGAGUCGCAGGUGCUCCGACCGCGGGCGACAGCAGCAACCCGAGCCAAGAAGAAGUAUCGUGGCCGGAAGGACCGCACUUCAUCACCGGCAUCGGCUCUGAACCAGAUUGACUACGACGAGUUACCCAAUGGUCCGCCCGUGGAACAAAGUAGUAGUACUCCUUCGUCUCGCCUGUCCGCUCAAGCGGUGCAUGAUAAGGUGAAGGCUGCAUGCGAAAAGGCGGAAGUCUCACCUGCAGCACCUGCGCGGAAACCCCGUGCAGCGGCGAAGAAAAACAAGGAGAACCAGCCUCUUCCCAUCAAAGCAGUCUCGGACAAUUGCGAAGUACUGGACCCGCUUCUAGAACAGACGGCGGAGAUUGGUGCUCUACAGGACUCAAGUAGGAGCGAAAGGCGAGAGACAACUCAACAGCCGACCAAGCCUGCUGCGAGGAAGGACGGCAAGGACUCUCGUACCUCUGAACUGAAAUUAGAACCCGCUCGCCCUCGGCGACGUCCAGCGGAAGCUCAGAAGAAGGAACCAAAUUCACCCUCCGUAGCGCUCUCAAAGCCGAGAACGCGCAUCAAUGAGAAAAGCGAGGUGCAUUCAGCGAUACUCGAUGCGGCUGCGUCAAAGGACAAGAAGCCCCUCAAAGCACCGUGGGCAGAUUUCAACUUCUCAGCAUCUCCUCACCGAAAUGUCAUGACUGAUAUACGAGACGAGGACCUUGCUAAUAAUGUAGACGUUGGCGAGCAGAACGACGUACAAGAAAUUGACGUGCUCCUACCUCCGGCGGAACUUGCGCGAAAUCAAUCUGAUCCAAACCGCGCGAAUGACACAUGCGACAUCGAGCUAGUUGAGAAUACCAGCGAGAUCAACGGGGAUGGACACAUAUCUCCACGAGAGGGAGAGUAUCAAGCAUCCGCGACGAGAUCAUCUCGCGGCGCUGUCUCUUCUCGCCAGAAUACACGAGAACAUGAUUCAGCGGUUCUCACUGCUGAAGAAGAAGACCUCACCCUUGUCGAUGUGGUUAAAUCCGUGCUGAAGCAACAGCACACUCAGUUGAAAUAUGAUACUGUGUCACACGCGCAGAAGUCGCGUCAGCCGCCUAUCCUGAAGUACACAAAGGAGCAGACCGAAACGAUUGAUCUAACUGAGGACAGCCCAUUCGCAAAGGUGCCAACGAAGAAGAAACCGUCCAGAGCUUCGCCCAAACUCGACCUCCUUGACCUUGACUCGGUGGAAAUUUCGACUUCAACGCCAUUCAAGGUAGUCACGCUGCCGGAAAGGGAAGUCUCUCCUGUCCCGGCGAGGAAAUCGCGACCAAAGCAUUCGGUGACGUUCGCAACGACCAUAGAGGAGCACUAUUCGUCUCCGGAUGAUGAAGAACUCACUCGACGCGAUGCCCCGAGUGGUGCUUUCAUUAAAAGCAAACUGGACACUGCAUUCUCUCCUAGCUCAAUCAUCAACAAAGGCGCCUCAACGAAGGAUUCCAAGCUGGAUCAAGGCAGCAGGAGUAUGAAUGCACGAUCCUCGCGCCAAACCAAGGAAGCAGGAAUCCAAGACAUUGUCGACGUUUUGGACGAGAUACAACAGGCUAUUCUGCGAAAAGUCACUCAAAAGUUCGAUGGCGUCCGAGAGGAAGUACGACAUGGCCGGGACGCACUUAUCGCCGACGCGACAAACGAUCUUCUCGAGAUGCGCGCAGAGAGUGUGAAUCAUUUCAAUCACCUCAUUGAUCUCGAAGCCGAGUAUGCAAAAUUCGGGCGUAUCACCACGAGCGGUUUCGAGGAUAUGCGCAAGUUGAAUGAAGAGAUCUGCGUGAGUAUCAAGAAGACGAUUGAAGGACACGACCGCAGCUCGCUGUCGAAGAGGAUGCCCAAGAUGGGCUCGUUGCCCAUCAUCAUCCAACAGAACUUUCAGCGAUGAUGUUGUGCCAGACCUUCCAGAGGAAUGAUGCUUCGCUUUGUACUUGCUGUGAAACGUGCUUUUGGCUGCUAUGCUUAUCCGUUCAAAUUACUGGACACUUUACAUUGAACGUAGCAAGUGCGAGCCAUAUCUUGUGUCUCUAAUUCGUCGCAACGUGAAUACUUGCUGAUUUGCCGUGAUAUUGGCGUUUGAACACGUGUGUCACACUUAUACCUCAGAUCAAUAUCGCGUU